AUGGCUUCGCUGAGGACGUCCACGCUGCUCCCGCAGUGCACGUCAUGCAUCAGGAGGGUGACGCGGCAGAAUUUGGACGUCUGGGGGUCCCAGCAGGCUCGCAGCAUCUCCAAGAAGGCGAAGGAGGCAGAGCGCAACAUUAUCGUGAAGCUGCUGAAGGAUGUGCCAAGAUUUGGUCGCGCAGGCUCAUAUGUCCCCCUCAACCCGUCUCUCAUGCGCAACCGAUGGUUCCCCGCACGCGUCGCCGACUAUGUACCCGCUACCCAGAUGAAGCAGCUCAAGGCGCAGGAUGUCGACAUGGCCCGUGACUUCACAUAUGGCGUACGACUGAAUCUGGAGGAGGCCGAAGAAGAGGAGGACGACUUCGCGAAGCAGCCAAAGCACUACGUGCGGCCGAUUGAGAUCAACGUGCUCAGCCCUGAACGAUCUAUGGAACUCCUCGACGCCUUCGUACCACCCACGAUCGACUUCUACCGCCAACGGAUCGAGCAAGAGAGCCAGUCCAGAGACCGCAUGGGUGCGUCUGGUGCGGCAGAUAUCCUGACCGCAGCCGCGAUGGGCAAGAAGGCAAAUGUAGACGCCAUCUACGGAUCCGUCUCGACUGCAGAUCUGGUUGCAACCAUAAGGGGAGCGCUCGCCCACAACGACGAGGCGGCUCGCGUGAUACUGAAUGAGGCGGACGUCAAGUUCCUCUCAGGGCAUGAGGAGGGCGACACAUCGCGUGUGAAGCAGCUGGGCACAUUCAAGGUGGAGAUACGGUUACCUGGCGUAGAGGAGCCUAUGGUGAGGAACAUCCGAGUCAGAGCGAAGACAUCGGAAUCAUGA
Messenger RNA from Alternaria ethzedia, 825 nucleotides. RefSeq lists its product as uncharacterized. Bases 1 to 825 code for a protein of 274 amino acids. Gene Ontology annotation, biological process: translation. NCBI's taxonomy places the organism in Eukaryota, Fungi, Ascomycota, Dothideomycetes, Pleosporales, Pleosporaceae. The transcript is spliced from 3 exons. The record is from RefSeq and is a predicted model, not a curated record. Gene Ontology annotation, cellular component: mitochondrion; ribosome. Gene Ontology annotation, molecular function: structural constituent of ribosome.